Beauveria bassiana ARSEF 2860 is the source of this 1008-nucleotide messenger RNA. RefSeq names its product 50S ribosomal protein L3. The transcript has a single exon. Gene Ontology annotation, cellular component: ribosome; mitochondrial large ribosomal subunit. Lineage: Eukaryota; Fungi; Ascomycota; Sordariomycetes; Hypocreales; Cordycipitaceae. Gene Ontology annotation, biological process: translation. The record is from RefSeq and is a predicted model, not a curated record. Bases 1 to 1008 code for a protein of 335 amino acids. Gene Ontology annotation, molecular function: structural constituent of ribosome.
AUGCAGCUCCGUCUACCGAUACGCGUGGCCCUUCCGCGGGUCACGCCCGCGCGCCCCGACACCGGCCGCCGGCUGCUGCUGCCCCUGACCCCGUCCCGCGGCAUCAAGUACGGGUGGUCGACGGCGCCGCCCCGAUCCAAGCACCGACGAUUCAACCAGCCCAACUCGGGCCUCCCUGCGCUGACGACGGGGCCGGCGGCGGCUCUCAAGCGACGCGAGAACACGACGCCGCACCGCACGGGCGUGCUGGCGAUCAAGAAGGGCAUGACGAGCAUGUUUGUGGGCAAGGUGCGGACGCCGUGCACGGUGCUGCAGCUCGACCAGGUGCAGGUCGUGCUCAACAAGACGCGGGAGCGGCACGGGUACUGGGCCGUGCAGGUCGGGCAGGGCUCCAAGAACCCGCGCGGCGUCACGGCCCCGCUGCUCGGCUACUACGAGGCCAAGGGCAUCGCGCCUAAGGCGGAGCUGCACGAGUUUCGGGUGCGCAGCGCCGAGGGCCUGCUGCCCGUCGGCGUGCAGCUGCAGCCCGACUGGUUCCGCGUCGGCCAGUACGUCGACGCGCGCGCGCGCUCCCGCGGCAUGGGCUUCGCGGGCGGCAUGAAGCGCCACGGAUUCGCCGGCCAGGAGGCGUCACACGGAAACUCGCUCAACCACCGCACCAUUGGCACCACCGGCCCCUCGCAGGGCAGCGGCAGCAGGGUCCUGCCCGGCAAGAAGAUGCCGGGACGCAUGGGCUUCCAGCACGUCACGGUGCAGAACCUCAAGGUGCUCAAGGUCGAUAAUGAGCUUGGUGUUGUGCUUGUCAGCGGGGCCGUACCUGGGCCCAAGGGCCGCACCAUCCAGCUCCAGGAUUCAAAGAAGCGCAAGCCGCCUGGCAAGCCGUUUCGUGACAGCGCGGUGCAGCUCCUCAAGGAGAGACACCCGGAUAUCGAGGCCAAGCUGGAGCAGGCAAGGGACGUGCAUAUGCAGCUCAAGGAAGAGCGCCAAGCGCAAUCUGCCCAACUAUAA